UGGCGUCCCGGGCGUUCCUUAGCAAUGGCGGCACUGUCUGUGUCCGGCGUUAUGAGACGGAGCCUCACGCGGGCAGCCUCUUGGACUCUAAGCAGACCUCUUUGGUCUGGGUCCAGAAAAGAAGAAAAGCCAGUGGUAGUUGAGACAGUAGAAGAAGUGAAGGAAGAACCCAGCCUUGUGUGUCCACCCUUACGAAGCCGAACAUAUGUUCCACCUGACGACCUCCAGAACCGUUUGGAAUCCUGUGCCAAAGAGGUUUUUGGCUCAUCUGUUUCUAGCAGUUGGCAAGACAUCUCUCUGGAAGAUGGUCAUCUAAAGUUUAAUUUCCUGAAACGGUUAGCUGAUGACUUGGGCCACGCAGUACCUAAUUCUAGACUUCACCAAAUGUGCAGGGUCAAAGAUGUUCUGGAUUUCUAUAAAGUCCCUAUUCAGGAAAGAUCUAAAUUUGAUGAUCUUCUUGCCAGUAAUCUGCCUUCUAAUUUAAAAAUUACUUGGGGGUACUAAGUGGAUCAGAAGAGGAAUACAUUGAAAUCAUCGGGCUCUCACCCCAAAACCCUAGGCAAGUGGGCUGAUGCUUUCAGACUUGAAUCCUAUUUAACCUUGAGGAGCACUAUCAGAACUGGUCUCUAAACCCACUUUUUGUGGAAGAAAGUUUAUCUUUUUCCUCAUACUAUGAACAGAGUUUUCUCUUCAUACUUGCUGAAACUUUUCAUAGACCACUAAUUUAUGAAAAUGUUCUUCAGAAGACAGUAUAAUGUAGAUUUAAAUAGGUCACCACUACAAGUUUUUUCAGAGGCAGAAAAUAGUAUAUGAAAGUGUUUUGAUCCUGUUAGAACUAUUAAAUCUAAGAAAGAGGGUAUUACAUGUAGUACAUGUACAAACAAGGAAAUAUAUUUGUAAAAGAAACAUAAAAGAAUAUAAUUUAAAAUGACAAAAGUGUCUUUUUCACUUUAAUAUUCAAGUAGAAAUAAAAAUACUGAUAUGCAUUAAAGUAAUAAAGUUUUUUUGAAGUGUU
Sorex araneus (European shrew) is the source of this 1015-nucleotide messenger RNA. It is a transcript of the gene MRPL50, whose product is annotated as mitochondrial ribosomal protein L50. The transcript is spliced from 2 exons. Gene Ontology annotation, cellular component: mitochondrial large ribosomal subunit; mitochondrion. The record is from RefSeq and is a predicted model, not a curated record. Bases 25 to 504 code for a protein of 159 amino acids. Lineage: Eukaryota; Metazoa; Chordata; Mammalia; Eulipotyphla; Soricidae.